AAGUGACUGGGUGAGGGCAUGCACACUGAGGUGACAUGUAGCACAGUGACUCUGUGGCGGCGGUUGGGAAAUGUGAUCUGUGAGGACAGCAUGACCUGGGCAACACUCGAAGCAAUGAGACAUUGCAGGAGGACACCAGCGGGCAAGUAAGAGCGGCUCUUCUUUAACCUUUCACCGUGCAAACGUGUUCUGCUAUGACUACACUGAUGAAGUGACAACAACGAGGUUACCAGAGGGCAUCAAUAUCAUGAAAAAGUAAAUGGUUUCUAUAGGAGUGCCAUCUAGGUCAUCUACUUUCACAUUUGUGCCAGUGGUGCAGAAAUUACCAUUUAAAAGCAUUAUGAGUGCAGAGGAGACAUCCGAAGUGCCACAGAUGAAAGCCAAUGAGAACGUAGCCGUGUCCCAGGAGAGGACAACCGGGGAGACCAUGUCAGACCGGGAGAUUUUCAAAGCAGAGUUUGUCUUUAUCAAGGAUUCUGUGGAAGGAGGAGCAGGAAACGUUGUCCCAGCAGAGCCGCAACUUAAAUUGAAGCCUUCGCUGGAUCACGUAAGCCACACUCUCACUAAAGCCUCUCAUUCAGUCAGCACUCAGCCUGAAAAUACAUCCAACCACAUAACUGCUGGGGCGACAUCUAUGGAAACAGCUGUUGAUAAACACAGGGGCAUUUCCCAUCGACAGUGUCACGAUACUUCUGGACGUGCUGAGGUUAGCUUGGGUUGCUUUGCAAAUAGAGUGUCAGAGGACAGAAGCAGCCCCACAGACUCUGUAGACCUGUUUCCCACCAUGACCUCGUCCAGAGACUCCCUCCUGUCAGACGGCUCAGACAAAGACAAGAGCUGGUCGGUCGUGCAGCCCUCCUCUGUGGUCUCUCCUUUCUCCUUCAGCCGCACUAUCUCCCCUUGCUCGUCUGUCCUCUCUGGCAUCUUCUCCCCAUCUGUCACCCAGAUCAAGAGGCACUUUCUGGCACCUGGCUCAAGUCUGGUUCAUAUCCCUCAAACCUGUUUCUCAUCCUGUGAGAGCCUGUCAUCCUCUGUCUGUCCCCAGUCCCCUCCUCCCCGGCACCGACCUCCUCUCACCCGACUUUCCCUCCUAACUGCCAUCCUUAGAAAAGGCCGCCUUCCUGUUCUGUCCUCUGCUCUUCAGAGGCCUUACACCCCCUGCUGGCCUGUUAACCCUGUGACCCUAUCCUUCUGCAAAGCCUGUUCAGCAGCCUCCAGUGUGGCCUCUAUUCCCCUGGAGUUCUCCUCACGCUUCUCCUCAUCAGUGUCUAUAGAUAGCACGACCCAUGUUCACAAAGAGGCUAAUAAAUGUGUCACUGCUCGCUCACCUGUGCAAUCCACUGAACACAGCCGGACACGCCCCCAAGCAAAAAGAUGCUGUGAGCAAACUCACUCAAGCAGCGUGCCAAGAUGGGAGCAGGUUAUUUCACCUCCACCAGCAAAAAGCAAAAAACGACCCAGGGCUCCACUGUCGCUGCUUUCAAACUUUAAAUCUGUUUCUCUGGCAGAGCAUGAAGAAAUGCUCGACUGUGCAACUCCCAAACAAAUGCAACACACACAUACGUCCACCUGCCAAUCCCCAGAGCUGAAAUCCAGCAACGCUGCCACGUACCAUACAGAAAAUAACCUUAAAAACCUCUCCCCGAAACUUGUUAUCGAGCGAGACACCUCUGUGCCGCAGAGUCACCCAUCAAAUUCAUCUCUCUCAAGACUUCAUCUGCUUUCUCAAAAACUCCGCUCUCCACCCGGCUGCUGUUCUCCACCUUCACAGUCACGCUCAUCUGAUGUCACAGUUUUCUCUGCUUGCUCAGAUGCAGCAUCACCUCCUCUCUCUUUACUAACCACCUCAGGAAGGUGUGAGUUUGAGAGAAGCUGUCCUGCUUCCAAACCUGACACCACAUCAGAGGGAUUUUACAAAGCCCAUUGCCUGUCCCCUUCCCGCUACACACCCAUCAAUUUUCUCGGAUGGCCGUCACCCACCAGCUCCCCCGUGCUUACACCCUCUCCUGCUCCACCAAUCAGAGACCUCACUCCGUCUCCUUCUCUCUCCCUGCGCUCCACAACAACCUCCCCGAGGCCGGGGAGUGGAAUAUCAGACUGCAGUGACAGGGAGGGUAAAAAAAGAAAGACACACAAGAUUAAGUUAAGCUAUAAAUCGCUUGCUGCAAUUCCCACGAACACCCUUCUGAUGGAUCAGCAGGCAAUUGACGAGCAGGUAGAGCGAAUAGACACUUCCAGCGACACGUUGGACAGAAGUGUUGCAGACACACAUGCAGAGAUGUGCUCGCCUGCUCAGCUGCGGCAACAGUCUGAGGAACUUUAUGCAGCUAUUGAUGAAAUACUGGCAAAUUCCAUUCCAGCACCCCCUAGGUCAUCGACUACCAACGUUGGUCUGCAGCAGAACAACUCAUCGCUUCCAAAAUCAUUGGGACGAGAAACCAAAUAUGCCUCUUUAGGCAGCUUGCCCCAGUCUUCCAGUAAGGCAAGACAUCUGCUGGAUCCAAAAAAGACUAAGCCUGGUGUUAUUCGUCCGAUGACGGCCAUUCCGAGACUGACUGUGGAGGGUGAGGAAGAAUUUCAUGUGAACCCGUUCAGACGGUCUGUCGUCAAGCAGACCUUGACUUACAACAAGAAGGCAGAGAAUCGGAGUCCUGAAAAGGCACUGGAAGGUUUUUACACAAGUCCAAAAAGCAUAACGAGUGAGGAGAGGAAGAGUGAAAGACGACAUCCGUUCUCACUGUGUGACCUGCAGAUUACAGAGGCUGAAGACCCGAUCAGUCGCUCUGACAGGGAGGCUUCAGCAUCAUUCAAGCAGAGGGCGGCUUUGGAGACUCAUAUUUAACGCACACCCAAAAAAGACGAAACAGUUAGUUGUUGUUUUUUAACUGCACAAUAGUCUGCUAAGACCAUUGCACAAUUACAGCUUCACAUGUAUAGCUGUUAAAAGCAAAGCUUUAAUAUGCACUUAAAGCAUGUAAGUGACCAUUUUGCACUUGCCAAAGCCAUUCAUCUUUUUUCUCCCUCAUGUACAAUUUGCGCUGACACUGGUCUCCAUUUUCUGUACAAUGACAAAUUCUGACAGCGUGACAGUGUUUCAGCCAUGGAACGCCCGUCACUUAACGGAAUGACUAUACUGAGUGUUCAUAUAAUGCAUUGAGAAGCUCCCUGGUCGGUUUUGGUUACAGAAAGAGCGUAACCUGUAGGCAUGUGGCGCGUGCUCUGCUAGUUGCACAGCCACUUUCACGUCUAAAUAUUGAUAACUGAUGUGGAAGGACAUGUAAAUAAACAGCGCUGUUGUUGUUGUUUUGCAGUAUUAAACUGGAUAAAUUCAAGUCUCCUAAAUAUAGGAACUGUUUUAUACGUUGUACAGACAAAACAGAGGUUUAUGUUUAUAUUUGCAAUCAGCAGGUUUAUAUUGAAGACACUCGAUCAUUGAUGUGAGUGUGAGAGUGGAUGUUUUUUUUUGCCUCUAUGUGGCCCUGUGAUGUGACCCUCAUGUGGAGGAUAAAGUGGAAGAAGAUGGAUGGAUGUUUAUAUUGAAUGUCACACUUCAGAUAGAAAGAGUGGGAGUAUAAGCCGCUCAAAAUCCCUUAAGGAGCUGACACUGAAAUGACCCUAAACAUAUAACAUGGAACCAUCUUGACCAGGUGUCACAAACUCAAAUGACCUCUGGGCCACUGGGCAUCUAGUCUGCACAGAAAAAACUUCAGUAGGGGCGGGCAAAAAAGAAAAAAGAAAAAGAAUUUCAAAAGUAAAAGCAUUUGUGUUGUUAAAGUUUACAAUAAAAUGUAUUUGUGAUGCAAAAUUAAGAAAUAACUUGAGUUAAUAUUAAGUGGCUGGCUGUGUGUUUGAGACCUCUGAUCUGGACCUUUUUUAAUGCCAGUGAAUUAACAGUCCAUAAUUUGCCUUAAAAAUUAGACAUCGCUUCCACCUCGGUUGUCUACGAUGGCCUUAUAGCACUUGGAGUCAAAAUAUGUGACUGCACGGCCACUCCUGUAUGCCAGAGGGUAAACAUCUGUGCCUGAAUUCUAGCCACAAAAAUGAGUAACAUGUGAGUUGUUGUAAUUUACUUUUAGUAAUAUAUCACUGGAUAUAUCUGCGACUAUCCAGUGAGAUAUCUCAUCCUCCCUCCCAUCUCUCUCUCAUGUGGAUGCAUUGCUUCACCAAGACACUGACACACACACACACACACACACACACACACAGACGCGGCUGCACAGAGUCUCAGGUGAAGUGAAAGUCAACUCAAAAGCAAUAAAUCCUUCUCAAAACUAAAGACGGACACACAUCAGCCCCAGUAUGAUAGCUCUUAAUCGCAGUGCAGCUCGCCAUGAACCCAACAACAAGUACACCUCACACUGUUAAAAUGCUUUUAAAUAAUUCAAAGAAAACACUGUAACUUGUUAUAAUUCUCGAUCUUGUUUUGAGUUUUACUGCAUAAAUGUUUGUUCUCAAUAAAAGCAACAACAACUACAGGCUAAUGGCA
This is a messenger RNA of Solea senegalensis (Senegalese sole), 4486 nucleotides long. Its product is annotated as muscular LMNA-interacting protein. Lineage: Eukaryota; Metazoa; Chordata; Actinopteri; Pleuronectiformes; Soleidae. Gene Ontology annotation, cellular component: sarcolemma; PML body; nuclear envelope. Gene Ontology annotation, molecular function: lamin binding; transcription corepressor activity. Bases 260 to 2842 code for a protein of 860 amino acids. The record is from RefSeq and is a predicted model, not a curated record. The transcript has 12 exons. Gene Ontology annotation, biological process: negative regulation of transcription by RNA polymerase II.